This is a messenger RNA of Anopheles funestus (African malaria mosquito), 2065 nucleotides long. It is a transcript of the gene dgt5, whose product is annotated as augmin complex subunit dgt5. Gene Ontology annotation, cellular component: HAUS complex. NCBI's taxonomy places the organism in Eukaryota, Metazoa, Arthropoda, Insecta, Diptera, Culicidae. The transcript has 4 exons. Gene Ontology annotation, biological process: spindle assembly. The coding region runs from base 109 to 1995 and encodes 628 amino acids. The record is from RefSeq and is a predicted model, not a curated record.
ACCGUUUGACGGGUUUUAGCAGUCGUUGUUUUGAAUUAAACGAAUCGAGAGGCUUGUGCAGAAGCGAAAAAGUUCUUGUGCUAAAGUAUUGUUUCUUUCGUGUGUAAAAUGGAUGAAAUUGUGAAAUUCAAAGCAUGGGCCACAAAGCUGGGAUGUCCGCCGGAAAAAAUACCUCUAGAUGAUGCACUGAAAAAAUCGUUCCGUGGCGAACAAAGCACCAUGUUUCAGCACAUUAUGGAAAAGGUGCGUUCUCGGCAUGAGAUUGCAGCAAUGCGGAAAAAUGUGCUCGUUCAUAAGCUACAAAUUCAUAGAAAAACGGACAGCAUCGUUGCGAACGCUGCCUUCAACAUGCUUCCCGUUGAGCUGCAGCGCUUUUUGAAGAUACAGAAAUUGAAGAAGAAAAUCGACGAAACACGACUACGAAUGAAACAGUCUAUUGAAGGAUUCGAUUCUUUCAACUUGAAAAUCAAGGAAAAAAACGUUCAAAAACUACAGCUGAUGUACAAACUGGAUGAAUCGUAUGGUAAAGUUACGCUGCACAUGGCACAUGAAAAAACGCUAAAAUCCAAUCUCGACAAAGAAGCAAAACUGGUUCAGCGAAUCGAUCGUAUAAUGCCUAUCAAAGGGUCCGAAUCAUGUCACCCUGAUACAGCGCAGAAAGCCAUCGAACGAUGCAUCCAGUUGCUCGAGGUGUUUUACGAACAUUUCCAGGAUCAAAAUCAAGAAACAAGCCGUACUUUGCAGGAAGAACUCUGGACUGACUUGCGCGAUAUGCUGCGUAGCAUUCCGAAUCAUCUCCUGUGGAACGUACUGCUUACGAUGAAGGACAAACAUUUACGAGAAAUUUCCGAACACGAAAACGGACCGAACGUGCGUGAACAGAGUGUCACGCUGUCCGAUCUUGAUCUACUGCAGGCAAGCAUGGUAAAACUGUGCUCGAGUCACAUCAACGUGUUUCUGGAUGUUGUGUCCAUUCGAAACCAGGUGAAUGCGGCCCGAGCAGAGUACCUUGCCAAGUACACUCCGAGCUCGAACGAACUGGAAGCGAAGAUGGCCCUCGUAAACGUGAUGGAUGAUGAAGCGGAUGAAGCACUGGAAGAGUAUCUGGUGCAAUGGAACUCGCGCGAAUAUAACCAGGGCCAGAUAGAUUACAUGGUGCGUGAGAUCGAGCGCAAAAAGCAAGAGUUGCUCACGUACACCCAGAAGAUACAAAAUCACGAGCAACUGCUUGGUCAGCUAAGGGAAAUCUAUGGCCAGAUUGAGGAAAUAUCGAAACACAUGGAAGCAGAGCUGCAGCAGGUGCGUCAAAUUAAGCAAAAGGUGCACUACACGAAGUACAUGUGUCAGCACACGGUGCACACCAUGCGGCAAAAGAAUGGAAACAAUCAAACACUGAACAUGAGCGAUCAGUCAUUCAGCCGGCUAGAUACCACGGUUCUUCCUGGGGCAGGUGGUGGUCCUCUUUAUAACCCGGCCGUAUUACCUUCCUUCGUACGUGAGCUGGAAGUAUUCCGGCAGAUUCCGCUCUGGAAGUAUGUUUGUCGUUCCAAGGCAGCCCUGUUAAGCAUGGAACCGAAUGCUGCCAUUUUCCUGGAGCAGCCCACCGUUUUGGGCCUACUGCCAUGUACUGGCGUUAGUGCGGAAGUGUCACUAAAGCAGUUUGCCGAAAUUCAACAACUAGAGCAACACACAAAUGCUUCCGCGACAAACAGCUGCAGUGUCGUGGCACCUUCCAUCGAGCACGACCUGCUGCAACAACGUUGGAAGAUUAAUCAUGGCAAGAUAUGUGAGCUGCUGGAUAAAAUCGAAACGUUAACAAACAACUCUCGGCAAACGAUGGACAAAGUGCGAUUGUACUACAACUUCGCGCUAGCCAACAACAUGAAGAAAUACGUCCCAUCGACGAAGCUUUUCAAUGGCCGUAACUUCCGUGAGUACGAGAACGAAUAUCUCAUGUACUAUCGGAUGAUUUACGGCUUCGGUAGUGAUAGAUAGGUAAGCGCAUUUCCAAUUUAGUUUUUUUUUAAAUAAAUCAUUACACACGUUCAUUUCAUCUUAAAUAUUA